CAGGUUUUGUGUUUCAUCCGCGAGGAAUCAGUUCCAAUGGCACAACUCAUGGCACUCUUUCUGCUGGGAACUCUCCAUUGUUCUUCGGGAAUCGUCAUAACAGUGGACAGAACUACCCUAGACCCGAUAGAGAUCGAGCGAUGUCGGAGCAGCAUCGCCGCUGUGCCACAACUGAACCUGACCCGCCAUCACACGUCCCGGCCUCACUACAUCGUCCCUGGGGUUGCGGAAAGCACGAUCGAGAGGCCAGACCUUCUCGAACGCUCUCCCACCUCCUCGGAAGCUACGUCUAAAAAGUCAUACCUGUCCUCCACGCCCUUGCACGAGAAGCCCAAAGUCGCCACGCUGCCCGAGGAGCCAGGCCUGAUAUCUUCAGCGGGGAAUCCGUUGAUCUCAGUUCUAACGCCGCUGCUGACGACGCCUUCAACGGUGCUGCUGACUUCCCCUUCGUCCAUUGAACCCCUCACGCCCACGUGGUAUAUCACAAGCCCACCGCCCACUCCCCUUACAGUGCACGCGUCUACAGAAUCAGCCGUAAGCGUAAAUAUACAAUAUCUUGAUUAUACAACCAAACCGUAUGAGCCAAACAAACCUACGCUGCUUACAAGACAAACGGACAAAGAAAACUUACCCACUCAUCUUGCCCUAGAGAAACCCAAGCAGCUAGAGAAAAGACUAUCUACAAAACCUACUUUCCUUUCGAAAUUGAGCUCGCAGACUUCCACAGAUCCACCGACUCAACCUGCACACCUCAUCACAAACGCAACCGAGCGAGCUACCAACCACGCAUCGCCUCUGCCACUCAUACACAUAACAGCAACCACGCAACCCGCCUUUUUAUAUUCUACGAUCCCCGCUGCAAGGGGACAUAGGUCAGUGAAGCCUGCUGCAGUACGGCCGGCUCUGCAGGAGAUGGAGAAGGAGCUGAGCGACUUGCUGAGGGAGCAGAUAGCGCUUCUGCUGACAGAUGACAUUGCUGAGACCCUUUAUAAGUCAUACCGGGCCCGCCUCCAGUUCGCCAACCAUGAGAUGGUGGACAAACUCCUUCAGCAGGAAUCCCUCACACCGAGCUACCUUCCCGGGGAAUGUCCUAUGCGGUAUUACGAGCGUAGAAACAAUCUGCUGAAGAGGGUGGUGGGCCUCCUCCUGCUGGCCCUUCCGCAGUCCCUUCAGGAGCUGGAGGAGGCAGCCUGGGAUGACGACUUGGAAAAUAAUUUCUUCAGGCCCGGAGAAAAGAACAUCCUGGACGUCCCAGAAUGCAGAGAGUGCUACACGAAGGACAGUCUUGGAAAUUGUCGAGAGAUUUUCUUCUGCAAAGCCGGCUCCUCUGCUGACGUCAGGACUGGCUUGUCUCCUGAGGACUUGAAGCGGCUUCUGGCUCUUGGUUGAGUCUGUGUGUGUGUGCUUGUAUGACUGUGUGCGAGAGAAAGAAAGAUAUAUAUAUAU
Messenger RNA from Penaeus vannamei (Pacific white shrimp), 1446 nucleotides. The record is from RefSeq and is a predicted model, not a curated record. Lineage: Eukaryota; Metazoa; Arthropoda; Malacostraca; Decapoda; Penaeidae.